Myxozyma melibiosi is the source of this 2096-nucleotide messenger RNA. RefSeq names its product WD40-repeat-containing domain protein. Gene Ontology annotation, cellular component: cytoplasm; nucleus; Rpd3L-Expanded complex. NCBI's taxonomy places the organism in Eukaryota, Fungi, Ascomycota, Lipomycetes, Lipomycetales, Lipomycetaceae. Gene Ontology annotation, biological process: chromatin remodeling; regulation of DNA-templated transcription. The transcript has 3 exons. The record is from RefSeq and is a predicted model, not a curated record. Gene Ontology annotation, molecular function: histone binding; nucleosome binding. The coding region runs from base 301 to 1821 and encodes 506 amino acids.
CCCGCGAUGGCUGGCCGCCCGGUGCUCGAACAGGCAACGAGCGGCGGCGUGGCGUGGCCGGGGGGCGGGACGGGACGGGGUGGUAUGGAUUGUGGUUGUAUAUCUGCAUCUUGCCCUGCCCGUGCGCGCAUGUUUCCUUGUGUUUCCUGCUCUCUGUGUUGUUCUCCUUGUUGUUCUCCUGCUGGGCAUCGAUAUCUUCAAACCACUACCGCGCGCUCUAUUCCCCUUUAGCUAGUUCUUCACCACCUUCCCCCUGCCUAGCGUUAUCCGAGUACAUCCCUCCUGCAGCGAAUCUCCACCAUGUCUCCUGUUGCGUUGUUACAGCCCGCAGACGACAUCUCCCGCUUCCAAUACCUCUCCGAUCUCGAGCGCAGCAACGCGCUCCGCCGCGGCCGCGAGGACCUCAGCCCUGUCUCCUCGCCGACAAAGAAAUACGCAAAGCUCAACAAGCGCGAGGAGUCCUGGAUCAGAGAGCUCGUGAAGCCACCGUCGCUCGAGAACCUCAAGCCGCAAUUGACGAGCGCGCAGCUCAAGGUCCCGGACGCGAUGCAGCAUCUGACUGCUAUCGCGAGCCAUCCUUCGCUGCCGUUUGUGGCGGUCGGAAGCGGCGGGCGGGAAAAGAAUCUCUACAUCUAUGAGAGAGGUACCUCGAAAGGGCGGUCUCAUCUAUACCACCGACAAACCGUCUCUCUUCCUCAUAUCUACAGUCUUGCAUGGGCGCCAUUGGGAAAGUUCACGUCCAGCACAGUCAUAGCGACUGGUCACCGCAAUGGCGCUGUCCAUCUAGUCUCGCUCCCGGAUUCGUCGAAUCCAUAUCCUGCCCGCAUCAUCAAGCGCUUCAACCACGCCCACGCUGAUCCCAGACGAAUCGCGUGCGGCCCCGGACUCCGGGUAUCACAUGUCGAAUUUACAAGUCCGGUAUGGACCUGUGUUCCCGACGCUUCUCUAAUCAGUCUCUACGGCCAAACCGUCCACAUCUGGGAUCUUUCCCGCAACGACCGGCCGCUGCUCACCCAGCGCGUGGCCACUAUCAACGGCCUCCACGCGUCACCCUUCCGAGACGGAAUCCUAGGCCUGAGCGGCGCGUUCGGAAUCGCGCUGCUCGACGUGCGCACCCGCACGCGAGGGCUGCUGCGGCCCAAGAUUGCGAAUCACUCCGAGUCGACGGCGGUGAAGUGGUCGCCGUACAACUCGAACUGGGUCGCGUCCGCGCACGAGGACAGUAAGAUUCGGGUGUGGGACAUUCGCGCGUCGCAGCCAUUCGCGGAGCUGGCGGGUCACUCUGACAUCAUAAACACGCUCGAGUGGUCGGCUACCAAUCCCAACGAGUUGAUCUCGGGAUGCGCGGAUCAGACGAUCAACGUGUGGGACGUGACGAGCACGACGUUCAAUUACGACACGAGCAAGUCGAAGGAGAAAUACUUCACCAAGCUCGAGCGCCGCGAGGACGCCACGCUGAUCCCACCGGAGGCGGUCGAGAGCGCGCGGCGACGGAGGGCGCUGUUCACUAUCCUCGAGGAUCCAGAUGACUCGGCAAUCGACGAGACAGCGGAGGGCGUCAAGUCGUACCGGCAGUCGGCGUCAGUGAUUGGUCUGGCGUCGGUGGACGUACCAAGCAGCAGCGGCGGAGCGAGCAACAAGGAGUUUUGCUCAAUCAGCACCGAUACGACGGUGUCGCUUCACCAGAUGUGCGCGCGCGGGAGCGGGAUGGAGCCGGUGAAGCGGGUCAAGUCGCGGAAGGCGAAUGCUCACCAUGGAUUCAGCGGCAUGAUUGAAGCCAGAAAUAUGGAGACUGUGAGCAGAGCGCGCACACUGCUGUGAGCGAGAGAGAGAGGUUGAAAUGGUGAUUCGGCUUCGGAUUUGAUAUCGCGUUUUGUUUCGGUCGUUUUCUUUGUCUGUAGUUUUGGGUGUUUAUAGUCAAUUGCUGUUUUGGUGUUUGCGUCACUUUUGUAUAUUUAUUGUCAAAUACAGAUCCGAGGAGUUGGAUGUUACAGAAGCACACAACGAUAUGUGAUUUGAAAAGCACACAGUAGAUAGGGAACAGGAUCCAGGUUAUAUCUCAUAUCAGAUAUCGACUGAUCUCAUCUCCAAGCGCA